AAUUGUGUGUACACACUGGCUAAGGAUUUUUCAUAAAAAUAAACACUUUGUAUAAACUUACCUUCCGAACUAUUUUACUUAAGUUAAAAGUAUGGCUAACAGCUACGACAUACCCAGUUGGGCUGGAAAACCGCCCACUGGCUUACAUCUGGAUGUGCUAAAGGACGACAAACUAGUACAAAAACUGAUGGUGGAUGAAAAAAGAUGCUAUCUAUUUGGUCGCAACAGUCAAAUGAACGACUUCUGCAUAGACCAUGCCUCUUGUUCGCGGGUCCACUCGGCGUUUGUCUACCACAAGCACCUCAACAUAGCCUACCUCGUGGAUCUGGGGUCCACUCAUGGCACCUUUAUUGGAACACUCAGAUUGGAAGCGCACAAGCCCACACAGCUGCAGAUUAAUAGCACCUUCCACUUUGGGGCUUCUACCCGGAACUACAUACUCAGGGAACGACCCUCUGGCCACCACAGCAACAUCAUGGAAGACCUGCCGCUCAGUGAAACCAGCGAUGGAGCUCUCCUGGGCCUACCCGAAAGCCAAACGGAGCUUGAUAAUCUCACAGAAUACAACACAGCCCACAAUCGGCGCAUCUCAAUGCUGGGCAUCGAUGAUGAUACCAAUAUGCGAAAGCAAAACGCCUUGAAACAGGGACGGCGCACUCGAAAUGUCACAUUUAACGAUGAGGAGAUUGUCAUCAAUCCUGAGGAUGUGGAUCCUAAUGUGGGACGCUUCAGGAACUUGGUACAAACCACUGUGGUGCCCGCCAAGAGGGCUCGCUGCGACGUCAAUCAUAUGGGCAUCCAUUCGGGCAACAGCAGUUUGUCCAGUGCCAAUGCCGCACAUGUACACCAAAUGUUCCAGCAGAGCCUAGUUGACAUGAAGCAGCAGCAUAGGGAAAUGCCUCCGCCCAAUGCGGUGCUCCACUCGCCUACUAAUUCCCUAUAUCAAGGUCUACCGGCCGAAAUGCAUGGCAAGGGUGACCUAGAGCCCAUCUCCCCGCUGAGCAUUGGUUCCAAGUUGGGCCUAUUGCUCCCGAAUCCUGCGCCUGAAGUGCUGCCAGUCUAUGACGAAGCUGUGGAGACCUCGACAUUGGCUCAAAAGUUGGCCGUCGCUAAUGCAAACGUUCGUCGCUUUGGUGAGGAUCCGCAUGACUCGAGUGGCGAAGGCGAUUCGCUGUGCCCACAGAAAAAGAAAUACGCCAAGGAAGCAUGGCCAGGUCGCAAGCCCAUGUUGGGGCAGCUGUAAUUGCGUAUUAACAAAAUAAUUAAGAUUCCACCUACGAUUUUCUCAAGCAUAUGAUUGACAACACACUCUGGAGUAAUAUUUGUUUAUUAGACUUUUAACGUAAAAC
Messenger RNA from Drosophila melanogaster (fruit fly), 1349 nucleotides. It is a transcript of the gene NiPp1, whose product is annotated as nuclear inhibitor of protein phosphatase 1. Gene Ontology annotation, cellular component: nuclear speck. The coding region runs from base 92 to 1243 and encodes 383 amino acids. The transcript has 5 exons. The record is from RefSeq and is marked reviewed. Lineage: Eukaryota; Metazoa; Arthropoda; Insecta; Diptera; Drosophilidae.